This is a messenger RNA of Penicillium brevicompactum, 2811 nucleotides long. RefSeq names its product putative kinesin family protein (KipA). NCBI's taxonomy places the organism in Eukaryota, Fungi, Ascomycota, Eurotiomycetes, Eurotiales, Aspergillaceae. The record is from RefSeq and is a predicted model, not a curated record. Gene Ontology annotation, biological process: microtubule-based movement. Gene Ontology annotation, molecular function: microtubule motor activity; microtubule binding; ATP binding. The coding region runs from base 1 to 2811 and encodes 936 amino acids. The transcript is spliced from 2 exons.
AUGGCCUCAACUUCAACUUUACCACAGCCCUCGCGGUCCAACCCUCCGUCGGGAUCAUUACCGCCCCUCCCCAAUCCGAAACCGAGAAAGACCGCUCCCGACACACCGAGGGCCGCCUCCCCGUAUGGACCCUCCAAGCUGCGGACGCCAUCCAGCCCCAAGCCCUCCCUGAAAUCUCCCCUCUCCGGUUCCAACUCCACCUCCAACCUCAAUGCCAGUCGCUCAUCCUCCGGUGGGCGCCCUCCUGGAAGUCCCGAAAAGUCCUUGCGCCGCACAAUCAGCAUCGCAUCAUUUCCCCAACCACCCAAGGCUGGAAGUCGCCCGUCCACUGCAUCGUCACUCUCGGGAAUUCAAGGAGCCACAACCAGCAUGCGACCCAAACGAAGCUCACGGUUGAGCACGGGAACCACCAGUAGUUACCGAAGCUCCAAAACUCCGUCCUUAUUGAACGGGAGUGGAGAAGGAAAAUUCAUUUCGAGCGGAGAUGCGCGGGACCCGGAUGCGUCCCCCGGUCACAGCAGGAGCUCGUCGGCGCAGGGGUCUUGCUCCACGAGUGCGACCACAUUCGAGGAUGGAGACGACGCCACCAAAUCCACCGCCAAGCCCAAGGAGAUCAAGGGAAAUGUGAUUGUCAGUGUGCGCGUGCGCCCGGACAACAACAGCGGAGGGGACACCCCUCGCAACCAUGGAGAAUGGUCGGUCGACAGUCGGCAAAGCCUGAUCUCGUAUCGGGGAAAAGAAGGAGGCGACUACAUUUAUGAUAAUGUCUUUAAUCCCCAAGAAAACAACGCCAAGGUGUACGACUCCGCCGCCAAACGACUGGUUCGCCGGGUGAUGGAGGGCUACCAUGGAACGGUGUUCGCAUAUGGUAUGACGGGAACGGGAAAGACCUUCUCCAUGCAGGGAACCGCGACUUCGCCCGGUGUGAUUCCACUGGCCAUCACAGAUAUCUUCUCCUUCAUCCGGGAGACCCCACACCGCGAAUUCCUGCUGCGGGUCAGCUAUCUAGAAAUUUACAACGAGAAGAUUCAUGAUCUUCUGUCUGCGUCCGCCGCAGGGCCCGGGGCUGGUCCGCAAGAAGAGAUCAAAUUAAGAGAGGACAGCAAACGCGGCGUCUAUGCGACCCCGCUGAAGGAAGAAAUUGUGCAAAGUCCAACGCAACUCCUUCGUGUGAUCGCUCGAGGAGACCACGCCAGACGAACGAGCAGCACACAGUUCAAUGCCCGCAGUUCUCGAAGUCAUGCCGUCGUGCAGAUUGUGGUCGAGAGUCGAGAGCGUGUGCCCUCGGGGAAUCCAGACAAGCGCUCUGCGAUCACACCCGGUGGUGUGCGAGUGUCGACCUUGAGUCUGAUCGAUUUGGCCGGUUCAGAGCGUGCGGCAGAUGACAAGGAACGCCGCACCGAAGGUGCACACAUCAAUAAGAGUCUACUCACCUUGGGUAACAUCAUUUCGGGACUCUCAGACAACAAGGACAAACAAGGCAACCCUUCUGACCGGGAUGGGAGGCAUUUGCCUUACCGCGACAGCAAAUUGACCAGACUGUUGCAACCGGCCCUGUCGGGUGGCUCCCUCGUGAGUAUUUUGUGUACCAUCCAAUUCGCCAGCUCGAUCAAUUCGCACACGGGUGAGACCUUAAAUACCAUGAAGUUCGCUGCUCGAGCGAAGAACAACAUUGUCAGCCAUGCCAAGAAGGCCGAGGAGGCAUAUGGCGGCGGUGGUGGCGAUUCUGGGAGCAGGGUGCUGUUGGAGCGAUAUCGCAUGGAGAUCCAGGCCCUCCGCGGCCAAUUGGAUACUCAGGCCAAGUCCCAGGCCGAAAAGGAACUCAAGUGGGAUGAACAGCAGUAUGAGAAGGAGGCCCAGGCUCGCCACGAGGAACAGGUUCUGGAGAUGCAGUUGGCUCGCACUGCGCUCAAAGAGCGAAUCGAGCAUCUCAACCGUCUGAUCCUGAGCUCCAAGUCCACAGGUGUGAACAACCAUAACAGUCUGAGUGCAUUUGGACGACUAUCCCGUAUAUCUACCACCGAUUCUGGGUCUCGAUCACUACGUUCUUCCGCCAGCCAAUCUACCCUUGGUGUUGGUCACUCGUCCAUCCGUCCCAUCUCGUUCAUGUCGGUGAACAGCAGCGAGCCUUCAAGCGCAGUCCACUACCCCAGCGGCUCAUAUGGGCAUGAGGAUGAAGAAGAUCUGGGCGAGUUUGGCGACGGGAAAGCCAGCUUACAACGUCAAGUCACUGCCCUGCAAGCUGAUCUGGGCGACAAAAAUCGAUAUAUCUCUACCUUGGAACGCCGACUCCUCCAGGCAAGGCGAUCUAGCCAUUCCCGCAUGUCAGUCGGGGUCAAGCCAGCAAACUCUACGAUUUCCGAGCACCCUGAUGUCUCGGCUCUCGUCCAUGAAAAGGAUUUGGAGAUCAAUGAACUCCGACUUCAGCUCGAUGAUAAGGAUCGCAUGCUCGCUGCACUUCGAUCUGCGGCCCGGCAUCGAGAUCUAGCUGCCGUGACCAAUGACUCCCAGUCACCAGAUCUCGGGGGUGGCUCGGUGGCGGGAGACAGCCCGGCAGUCAAUGGCUUUGGCAAAAUUGACAGUCCAAGCAAGCGUCCCUUGUCUGGUCGAAGUGAAAAAGAGGAUCAAGGGAAGAAUAUGGAUGAGGUCUCGCGAAUGCUGGAAGAGAUGAUCCAGGGUCGAGGAGAUGGCCCUGAUAGGAAGAGUGUUGCCAGUGACAACCGGCGAGUUUCCACGUCGGCGCAAGUGGCCGGUCUCAAUCCAAGUGCCCCCUCGUGGGAUCCGAGUCUCAGCUCACCGGUCCGGGAAUGA